AUUUAUACUCAACAUCUCACAGCUCUCGUAUGCUGAGUGCCAUUAAACUACAAGAACAAAAACAGAAUUAUUUUUUAACUUUGAUCAAAGAUAAUGCAAUAUUUGUUCAUUUUAAACUGGAUUGAUAGCUCAGUCGGUUUCAGCGUGUGCGGUUACCAUCAGGAGGUUACAAAAUCAAAUGUUAUGGCUGCAAUCCAGGGACAAGGAGAUCAGAAGGAAGAACGCAAGAGGAAAGAAAGUAUCCUCGACUUAUCCAAGUAUCUGGAAAAAAAUAUUCGUGUUAAGUUUGCAGGAGGUCGAGAAGCAGCAGGCAUUCUCAAGGGUUAUGACCCACUCUUGAAUCUUGUGCUUGAUAAUACCACUGAAGUUCUUAGGGACCCUGAUGAUCCAUAUAAACUGACAGAAGACACCCGAAUGCUAGGACUGGUAGUUUGUCGAGGCACUUCUGUGGUGCUCAUAUGUCCUGUAGAUGGAAUGGAAAGCAUUCCAAAUCCUUUUGUUCAGCAAGAUGGUUGAAGUGAAAAUGUGAUCAGUGCAAGUUAGGGUGCAUGCUGAAUGAAGACUGUGUUAUGUUCUAAAAUGAUAAUACAUCCAUAAGUACUUUUAAAAACUUUAUACAAAUAUGUGUAAAAUGAAAGAAAUGGUUCUGUGUUUUGUUUGUAUGUUGGUUGUAUUAGGAAAAGAACUCCCCCCCCCAGUGAGGGCUGCAUUGGUAUUCAGAGUAAGUUGCUUGCCAUCAGUCUAAUUUUGAUUCAGAAUAAAAUAAUGCUAAGUUGUAAUUGUCAGAUGGUUAGCUGUAGAACUUUAUAUAGCAUUUUGCUGAUGCAUGUAAUCAUAAUUUUUUUGUCUUUCUAUUCAACUAUUAUACAUGCAGAAGUAUCUUGUUUAGUACGGGAUUAAUUUUGUCCUUUGUCAUUCUCAAUAAUUUUACCAAAGAUGUUAAUGGAAGGGAGUGACAUGAAAUUUAUUGUGAGAACUGCCAUUGAACCUCCUGCUAAUGGCCCAGUACUUCAACCAAAGUGAGCAAUAGCAUGAUAUUGUAAGGAUGGCCAUGUCGUCAAAGUAAACUUGCCAUAACACAAGUUUAUGUGCUACUUGUGAACUGGUCAAUUUGUCUGUCUCUUUACAUGAACUAUAGCUGCAUUCUGUUAGUAAUAUUAAUUUUGUCUUGAAGGAGUAAGGAAACAGCUUUUGCUAGACAUGACAUGAAGAGGUUAUGAUACAUUUGACAGGCAGUGUUUUGUACUGUUAUGUGAAUAGUUUGCUAAUAAAAACUUAAGAUUGGAAACGUAAA
Molecule: messenger RNA, 1294 nt
Organism: Cryptotermes secundus
Lineage: Eukaryota; Metazoa; Arthropoda; Insecta; Blattodea; Kalotermitidae
Gene: LSm7
Product: U6 snRNA-associated Sm-like protein LSm7
Exons: 2
Coding region: 94-516 (140 amino acids)
Biological process (GO): nuclear-transcribed mRNA catabolic process; mRNA splicing, via spliceosome
Cellular component (GO): U12-type spliceosomal complex; U6 snRNP; Lsm1-7-Pat1 complex
Molecular function (GO): RNA binding
Source: RefSeq, a predicted model, not a curated record